CUCAUGAAGAUCCUCCCCUUUGACAAGCUAUAAAAUGAACUAUGAAACAGGUGCAUAAUUACAUUCACCUCCUGAAAAAAGAUGGAUCUGCAAAUCUCAGUUUUUCUUCUCUUCAUUCUUUUCACUGCAGGACACUCUCUCCGCUGUUAUGAGUGCAUGAGUGUGACGGGUUCUUGUGCGGGACAAACGGUACAAACAUGUCCCAGUGGAUUUUCUCAGUGCGAGAGUUUAACAGGAGUAACAAAAGUUGGUGACAUUACUUCUAAAGUGCAGGCUAAAGGUUGUGUUCCUGUCUGUCUAAGUGGGUCCAUAAACUUCGGCCUUGUCAGGACAUCUGCUUCCUGCUGUAGCACAGACCUGUGUAACCUCCAAAAUGCUCCAGAUCCCUCUAAUGUUCCAAAUGGAAAGAAAUGUUACACUUGUGAUGGGAGGAGCUGCUCAUACACAUUGAGCUGUUCAGGGGACGAAGACCACUGCAUUACAGCAACAACGACUUCUGGAGGCCAGACAACGAUGGUAAAAGGCUGUGUUACUAAAUCCAUUUGUGAUGCCACAACAUCGGUUAGAAAUGUUGAGAGCAUCUCAUGUUGUGAGGGGAACCUGUGUAACGGUGCUCAGAGUGUCUCCCAGAGCUUCCUGUUCCUCUGCUGUUCUCUGCUCUCCUACUUCCUGCUGCACUGAAUCCAGCAGCUCUUCACAUCCUACAGUCAGACACACUGUACUGAAUAUAGAGCUCGUACUUUUUUCUAUACUAGAUUGUGUUCAGAUGAGAUAAACUGAAUUUAUACAGGAAAAUAUAUCACCUUAUUUCAGGGUUCAUAUUUAAAUCUUCAUGCUGUAAAAAGUUCAAAAGAAAGUGCUACACAGUAAAAUCCCCAGAGUUAAAUCAACUCUGCUCAGAGUACAUUUGGUCCCUCUCUGAAUAGUGUUAAAAUAACACUGAAGCAGAGUUAAAGUUAAUGAGAUAAUUAAGCUAUUAAUUAAGUGAUGAUUAAAAAUUAAUGAUGAACACCUGUUGUUAACAAGCAGAAUCACUGAAGAAAAGGGAAACACAAGAACUACAGCUGACUUCAGCCAAAACCAUUUAAUUGAAAUCAACUGAAGAUAAAAGUCAUUAAAUCUCACUAGAUCUGAUUAAAAGAUCUGAUUCACGCAUUACUAACCAGAUUGACUUUAUUUCUGUCACAAGUCUAAAGAAGUUGUUAUUGAGAAUUAACAGAGGUUUAGAUGUUGCUGUUUUAUUGGUUAAAAAUGUAUGCCACCAUCGUAGUGGUCAGGGUUUGUUUUAGUUGGGCUCUUUACCCUUUUAUGUUUUUAAAAUAGUUUGUGUUUGAACAAUUGCAAUAGUGUUUCAUAUUAAACACUUGUACAUUACUGAAUCAAAAGACUAAAGGAGCAGAUCAGCUUGAAUUGGAUGCUGCUUGAGAGCAUUUCAAAUUAGCAUCACAAAGAGGUCUCUUUCACUUUGGUUUCUUGACAGCUAUUACAAAAAUGCAACAACAACAAAAAUUCCAUUAAACAAAUGCCACUGUAAUGCUUCUGUGCUAAAAAUGAACAACUAUUACUGCUCAGGCUUAUACAUAAAAACAUAGCAUACAAUCCUCAAUGGUGGUGACAGUAAUUAUUCAUACUGCAGUGCGUGAUGGGAGUUUUGUCCUAGGGUGAUACCCAGCAUGCAUUGCAGCGUGAAGCAUUUUUUUUUAUCACCAUUGUUGAGAUUAAUAGGCUGAUUCUUGAUGUCUCUGUGUGUCUAAGUGAUGCUGUAAUUCAAUUUUUUAUGCAAUGCAUGGUUUUAAAUUUACUCAAUAUAUCUGUUUGCUGUGGCACUUUCUCUUCAAAAUGUUCUGUAGGUAUGAGAAAAUAAAGUCAAUCUGGUUAGUGAUAUGUGAA
This is a messenger RNA of Ctenopharyngodon idella (grass carp), 1890 nucleotides long. Its product is annotated as prostate stem cell antigen-like. The record is from RefSeq and is a predicted model, not a curated record. The transcript is spliced from 6 exons. NCBI's taxonomy places the organism in Eukaryota, Metazoa, Chordata, Actinopteri, Cypriniformes, Xenocyprididae. The coding region runs from base 82 to 681 and encodes 199 amino acids.